Messenger RNA from Neomonachus schauinslandi (Hawaiian monk seal), 870 nucleotides. Its product is annotated as peflin-like. Gene Ontology annotation, molecular function: calcium ion binding. The transcript has a single exon. Gene Ontology annotation, biological process: COPII vesicle coat assembly. Lineage: Eukaryota; Metazoa; Chordata; Mammalia; Carnivora; Phocidae. The record is from RefSeq and is a predicted model, not a curated record. The coding region runs from base 1 to 870 and encodes 289 amino acids.
AUGGCCAGCUACCCGUACGGGCAGGGCUGCCCAGGAGCUGGAGGACAAGCGCCCAGAGCCCCUCUGGGCAGCUACUACCCUGGACCCCCCGAUGGUGGAGGGCAGUAUGGCAGUGGGGUACCCCCCAGUGGUGGUUAUGGAGGGGGUCCUGCCCCCGGAGGGCCUUAUGGACUGCCAGCUGGUGGGGGACCCUAUGGACACCCCAACCCUGGGGGACUCCCCUCUGGAACUUCAGGAAGACUAUAUGGUGGAGCGGCCCCAGGGAGCCCCUAUGGUCAGCUGCCUCUGAAUUCCUACAGUGCCCAGCAUCCUGGGCCUUAUGGACAGGGACCUCCUCCAGGUGGCGUUCCUCCCAAUGUGGAUCCUGAGGCUUACUCCUGGUUCCAGUCAGUGGAUGCCGAUCACAGUGGCUACAUCUCCAUCAGGGAGCUGAAGCAGGCUCUGGUCAACUCCAACUGGUCCUCUUUCAAUGACGAGACAUGCCUCAUGAUGAUAAACAUGUUUGACAAGACGAAGUCAGGCCGCAUCGACGUCUACGGUUUCUCAGCCCUGUGGAAGUUCAUCCAGCAGUGGAAGAAACUCUUCCAGCAGUAUGACCGGGACCGCUCCAGCUCCAUCAGCGACACGGAGCUGCAGAAAGCUCUGUCCCAGAUGGGCUACAAGCUGAGCCCCCAGUUCACCCAGCUCCUGGUCUCCCGCUAUUGCCCACGCUCCGCCAACCCUGCCAUGCAGCUAGACGGCUUCAUCCAGGUGUGCACCGAGCUGCAGGUGCUGACCGAGGCCUUCCGGGAGAAGGACACAGCUGUGCAGGGCAACAUUCGACUCAGCUUCGAGGACUUCGUCACCAUGACAGCUUCUCGGAUGCUCUGA